AUAAUGUCCAAGCGGUGCUGGAGAGCUGGAUGACAGCGGCAGACAGAGGGGGAGAGAGGCUGCACAUCGCACAAACCACCGGGCUUUGGAUCCGUUUCGGCCGGGCGGCUGCUUGGAGUGGUCGCCUUCCUCUGCUGGAGGCAAACAGCAGUCUGGAUAACACUGAAGGGGAAGGAAUGAGUCAGAGAAAUAAUAAAAACAUCAGCUAAAGGCUAACUAAUACAAUAAAAAAAAUUUUAAAAAGGUGAGAGCGACAUCGUCUCGGAGGAGCAGAGCCGGGAGCAGAGGCCGGGCCGGACAGUGACCACAGCGGAGGAGCAGAGCCAUCAUCUGCGGACAGCCAUGGCAGAUGCAGAGCUGGACUUCCAGACCGGUGAUGCCGGGGCGUCUGCCACCUUCCCCAUGCAGUGCUCCGCGCUCCGCAAAAACGGCUUCGUGGUGCUCAAAGGUCGACCCUGCAAGAUCGUUGAGAUGUCCACCUCCAAAACUGGCAAGCACGGCCACGCCAAGGUUCACCUGGUUGGCAUCGACAUUUUCUCCGGUAAGAAGUAUGAAGACAUUUGUCCUUCCACCCACAACAUGGACGUCCCCAACAUCAAAAGAAUGGAUUACCAGCUGAUUGGGAUCCAGGACGGCUACCUCUCCCUGCUCCAGGACAGCGGGGAGGUGAGAGAGGACCUGAAGCUUCCCGAGGGAGACCUGGGAAAGGAAAUCGAGAGCAGGCACGAAGCCGGAGAGGAGAUCCUGAUCACUGUUCUAAAUGCAAUGGACGAGGAAGCUGCAGUCGGUAUAAAAGCCUUGGGUAAAUAAGCCACAGCAGAUACAAACGAGACGCACUGGACCUGGAGGAAAAGGAGAGGCUAAUGCAUCGUCCACGCUAGUCUCCCUCCCUUCUCUGUCUCUUUCUUUUCUCCAUUCUUGCUUUCCGCCUCUUUGGGUUCAACUAGACGACUUGAAUAAAUAUCUGGAAGCAACUAAAAAAAAAAACUAUUAUUGAUGUACAUGCACACAGAGUCCAGGCGGGAGUCCCAGAGUGGAUCCACAAAUGUGGUGUAGCAACGCCACCUUCAGGGACGAGCUGUAAUCACGCUUCUGUUUGACAAACUUCUGCUGAAUCAAGGGCUUCAUCUCCAGAUCUACAGCGAGAGGAAACGAUUUCAGAGAGAUGCCGAGCGUAUUCUGCCGGUGUUCAAAGUUAUUUAUUGAGGAGAUGUUGUGCAGAAACCUUCACGGCUCUCCGUAGAAACGAUUCAAAUGUUAUUUAUUGUGCUCCCAGGUUCUGAUCCAGGAUCUGUGGACGAUCUUUGGCAAGUUUGGUUCCGUCUCUUGUGUUCGUACAGCCGAACCGUGCAGAAUCUCCGCAAGACCAACACACAAAAAAAAACAAAGCUAAACGUAAUAAAGAUGAUGCAAACUGA
Xiphophorus maculatus (southern platyfish) is the source of this 1418-nucleotide messenger RNA. Its product is annotated as eukaryotic translation initiation factor 5A. The record is from RefSeq and is a predicted model, not a curated record. The coding region runs from base 343 to 810 and encodes 155 amino acids. Gene Ontology annotation, biological process: positive regulation of translational elongation; positive regulation of translational termination. The transcript is spliced from 6 exons. Gene Ontology annotation, molecular function: translation elongation factor activity; ribosome binding; RNA binding. Lineage: Eukaryota; Metazoa; Chordata; Actinopteri; Cyprinodontiformes; Poeciliidae.